This is a messenger RNA of Wickerhamiella sorbophila, 474 nucleotides long. Its product is annotated as Meiotically up-regulated gene 66 protein. Gene Ontology annotation, biological process: autophagosome assembly; autophagy. Gene Ontology annotation, cellular component: phagophore assembly site. The record is from RefSeq and is a predicted model, not a curated record. The coding region runs from base 1 to 474 and encodes 157 amino acids. The transcript has a single exon. Lineage: Eukaryota; Fungi; Ascomycota; Dipodascomycetes; Dipodascales; Trichomonascaceae.
AUGGUGACGUUUGUGAUCGAACUGACCAGCGAGCGAGCGAGCGCAGGAGACGCCGUCAAGGCGGUUCUUUGUACUAUAUUUUUCCAGCGAAUGUUCGGCAGUAUAGAGCCGAGCCAGGGCCAAGCCAAUGGCGUAUCGUACCCGUUUGUGGACCAUGCAGAGACGAUGGCGAUUCUGAACGAGCGAGUACGUGAUUUCGAAGUGGCCCUGCGGGACCAGACCAGAGCAGUGCUCACAGUGCAAUUCCAAGACCACAAGGUGAAAAAGGCCACUUGGUUCGCCAAGACACAGGACGUUUCCUGGGAGGAGUGGCGGGUCGAAGUCCAGUUGGAUCCUAAUGCAGACACCACUGCUUCGCUGCAGCGAGCGCUCUUCAAGGUGCUGCAGACGGCCGAGACUCAGCGUGAGCAUAUUCCACCCAUCACGACCCGCGACAUUGCUCCGUUUCCUUACGAGGUUCUAAUUGAUGCAUAA